Betta splendens (Siamese fighting fish) is the source of this 935-nucleotide messenger RNA. It is a transcript of the gene tmem205, whose product is annotated as transmembrane protein 205. The record is from RefSeq and is a predicted model, not a curated record. The transcript has 4 exons. Bases 160 to 723 code for a protein of 187 amino acids. NCBI's taxonomy places the organism in Eukaryota, Metazoa, Chordata, Actinopteri, Anabantiformes, Osphronemidae.
ACUCUUUAGAGGCGCGGGUUGUGGAAACGCGUUAAAAUCUUCGUAGUCGUGCGGUGGAGGCUGUGAACCCUGGUCCAGAAGGGCGGGGAGCGUGACUGUGUCCUCGGAACCGCAGCUGGACCUUCACGCAGCCGACGUGGUGCUGAGCUUCCAGUGAUCAUGGCCACGGAGGAAGCCCCGGACCUGGUCAAAGUGCUGCACCUGCUGGUGCUCUCCUUCUCCUGGGGCAUGCAGGUGUGGGUCUCCUUCAUCGCAGGGUUGGCGCUGGUGUGGCAGGUGAGCCGGCACACCUUUGGUCUGGUGCAGAGUAAACUCUUCCCUGUGUACUUCUACUGCCUGCUGGGCAGUACCUGUGUCAGCCUGGCCGUGUUCGCUGUGUACCACCCCAGGGAGCUGCUGGACUGGCACCAGACUGUGCAGAUGACGCUGUACUUCCUGGCUCUGAUUGUGACCGGUCUGAACUCCCAGUGGUUCGGCCCAGCGGUCACCGACACCAUGCUCCAGAUGAGGGAGGUGGAGAAGGAGCAUGGCCUGGGGAACCAGAUUGGCCUGGGCAGCCAGAAGGAGGCGUACGCCAAACUCACAGAGCAGGACCCCAAGUACAGAACCUACAGGAGAACGUUCGGCCGCUACCAUGGGUUGUCCAGCCUCUGCAACCUGAUGGGGAUCAUCUGCACCUCCGUUAACCUGAUCUACACGGCCCUGAAGCUGUCCGCCAUCUAGAGAGGGCUCCAGUCAGGACACAUAGUGUACACUCAAUUGACUUCAGCUCAUUCAUUUGAGAUGAUGUCUGAGCUGAGCCUUAGCAGCUGUGUGGACGCUGUAUCUCCAGCAGGGGGCAAUGUUGAACACAUGAACACGUCAUCAACACUGUAUGUUGUAAUGAAAACGUGUGAGCUGUGAUUGGGACAUUCAACUCUGCUAUUUUAUUCUCA